AUGAUGUGUUGGUACGCUCGAGACAGCCCUCUGGAAAGAAUUGACGAUGCUGAUGGUCGGCUACAGAUCCAAGUCAAGGCCUGUGGUGUGUGCGGCACAGAUCUGCACAUCCAUGAAGGAGAAUUCCUGGCCAAGUUCCCUUUAGUUCCUGGCCACGAAACAGUUGGUGUCGUCGCUGCUGUUGGGCCCAAGGUGAAGGGCUUCAACAUCGGCGACCGUGUAGUCGCCGACAACUCCGAACUCUGCGGGGAAUGCUUCUACUGCCGUCGAGGAGAGGAGCUGCUCUGUGAGGACUUCCAGGCCCACGGGGUCACCAUGGAUGGUGGCUUUGCCGAGUACUGUGCCUACCCGGCCAAGCGAGUAUUCCACAUCCAGAAUCUCUCUGAUGUCGAUGCCACUCUGCUUGAGCCUGCCUCCUGCGCCGCCCACGGACUGGACAAGAUCGCUCCCAAGAUGGGCUCCAGUGUGCUCAUGUUUGGGGCGGGACCUACGGGGUUGGUCUUGGCGCAGAUGCUUCGUCAGAACGGUGGUUGCAAGGUGGUGAUUGCGGCGCCAGAGGGUCUGAAGAUGGAUCUUGCCAAAUCAUUGGAUGCUGCGGAUGAAUACGUGGCACUGUCUCGCAAGGACCCUGCUGCACAGUUUGAGAAGCUCAAGGCAGAGAACCCAUACGGAUUCGACAUUGUUGUUGAAGCCACGGGUAGUGUCAAGAUCCUCGAAGAUGCGAUCAACUAUGUCCGAAGAGGCGGCAAGCUCGUGGUGUACGGUGUGUAUGGCAGCAAGGAUCGUGUGACAUGGCCACCCAGCAAGAUCUUCGGCGAUGAAAUCACCAUCCUCGGAUCGUUCAGUGAGACAUACAAGUUCCCUGCUGCCAUUGACUACCUUGACAGUGGCAAGGUCAAAGUCAAGGGCAUUGUCAAUAAGACGUUCAAGUUGGAGCAGUGGGCGGAGUGUCUUGAGUCGUUGAAAAAUAAGAGUGCCAUCAAGGCCGCCAUCGUCUUCGAUUAG
This is a messenger RNA of Capronia coronata CBS 617.96, 1005 nucleotides long. Its product is annotated as alcohol dehydrogenase. Gene Ontology annotation, molecular function: zinc ion binding; oxidoreductase activity. The transcript has 3 exons. Bases 1 to 1005 code for a protein of 334 amino acids. The record is from RefSeq and is a predicted model, not a curated record. Lineage: Eukaryota; Fungi; Ascomycota; Eurotiomycetes; Chaetothyriales; Herpotrichiellaceae.